This is a messenger RNA of Capronia epimyces CBS 606.96, 1434 nucleotides long. RefSeq lists its product as uncharacterized. Gene Ontology annotation, molecular function: L-pipecolate oxidase activity; proline dehydrogenase activity; sarcosine oxidase activity. Lineage: Eukaryota; Fungi; Ascomycota; Eurotiomycetes; Chaetothyriales; Herpotrichiellaceae. The coding region runs from base 1 to 1434 and encodes 477 amino acids. The transcript is spliced from 2 exons. The record is from RefSeq and is a predicted model, not a curated record.
AUGUCUGACGGUAUAGUUCCUCAGCAUAUUCUCAUCGUUGGAGCAGGUGUCUUCGGCCUGUCCACAGCCCUGUCACUUCUGUCCAAUGCUGCGUACAAGCGAAGUCGCAUAACCAUCGUUGACGGCUCGCCAUCUCUUCCAAACCCCUACGGCUCGUCUGUUGAUGCCAGCCGUAUUGUGCGCGCAGAUUACAUCUACAAACAUUACUCGAGGCUUGCGCUCGAAGCGCAAGGACUCUGGCGUGAUACCACGCAGGACGGAUGGGGCGGAGAAGGCAGAUACCACGAGCCUGGGUUUGUGCUCACCGCAGAUGAAGCCACCGGUGGUCGAUAUGUGAAAGAAGCACUUGAUACGGUACGGAAAUUGGCAGCAGAAGAUGACACUCGUAGUUGGGUGGACGCGACCAAGCUCAAGGAACUGGAGAAUCCAGACCAGAUCCGGGCCGCGACAGGAUAUAACCAGGUCAGCGGGAACUAUGGAUACGCCAAUUUCAAUUCGGGAUGGGCAGAUGCUGAAAAAUCCGUCGCAUAUGCUUUGAGAAGGAUCCGGCAGGAGGGCGGUGACCGAGUGACCAUACGCAGCGGCAGUCAUGUUGCCAAAGUGCUUGUUUCUACUCCUGAGCGAUGCACCGGUGUCGAAUUGGUCGGAGGCGAGCAGAUCACCGCCGACCUGACCGUGCUGGCUGCCGGGGCUUGGACCCCGACUCUGAUCGAUCUUCGAGGACGAUGUUUGGCGACGGGGCAAACGCUGGGGUAUGUCGACAUCACCGAAGACGAGGUGAAAGCGAUGCAGGACAGGCCGACGAUCAUGAACAUGAGUCGCGGGAUGUUUAUUAUCCCGCCGCGAACCAAAGAACUGAAAAUCGCAAGACAUGGAUACGGGUAUCUAAAUCCGGUCGAGAUCCCCAGGAAGAACAUUCUCCCUGGGUUGCUCAACGUCGAUCUCGACGGUGGCCAAGCGGAAGCGGGCGAAGUUGUCCAAGUCAGCAUUCCCAAGGUCAAUAUUCCUAUCCCCCUUGAGGGGCAGAACGCCUUGCGUGAAGCCCUUCGAGGGCUAGUUCCGCACAUUGCAGAGCGGCCAUUCUCGAAAACGAGACUAUGUUGGUACUGCGACACCCCGACUGGUGACUUCCUCAUCACCUAUCACCCACGCUACCAAAACCUGUUCAUCGCUACAGGAGGCAGUGGACACGGCUUCAAAUUCUUUCCUGUGAUAGGCGAUAAAAUCGUCGAGGCCAUCCAGGGGAAACUCGAUGCAGAGUUGACCAAGCAAUGGCGCUGGAGGACCGAUGCCGAGUUGGCGGCUGCUGGCAUCGACAAGGACUUUAACGCCUGUGACGAUGGUAGCCGAGCCGGGCCGAAGGGGAUGACACUCGAGGAAGAGGUGGCCAAGGGUGGGAAUGAGACAGUUACUAGUCGUGCCUCACGUCUGUGA